Molecule: messenger RNA, 3713 nt
Organism: Acinonyx jubatus (cheetah)
Lineage: Eukaryota; Metazoa; Chordata; Mammalia; Carnivora; Felidae
Gene: ODAD1
Product: outer dynein arm docking complex subunit 1
Exons: 14
Coding region: 953-3025 (690 amino acids)
Biological process (GO): cilium movement; outer dynein arm assembly
Cellular component (GO): axoneme
Source: RefSeq, a predicted model, not a curated record
CACAGGUAGCCGUGCUCCUCCCACAGGUUCCAACCCUCGCUGGCCCUGCCAGCCCCACCCCUUACAGGUCUCCCUGCCUUCUCAAGCCCUGUAGCCCCGCCCCUCAAGGCACGCCCAGUUUCUCAACGGCCCUCUGCCCCGCCCCUCGCAGGGCUCACAGCUCCGCCCCUCGCAGGGCUCCCCGCCUCCCAGCCCUUCUGUUCACAGCCUGCUAGGUCUCCUGAGGUCUCCCGGCCGCCUCGGCCCCUCCUCUCCAACCUCCCCUCCCAAGACCCCUCUUCCUCCGCGCUCCCUCCUCCCCAGCUCCCUACCCAGGCCCCUCCUCCUCAGCCUCCCCUCCCACAGCCCCUCCUCCCCAGCCUCCCCGCCCAUGGCCCCUCCUCCCCAGCGCCCAUCCCAGGCCCCUCCUCCCCAGCCUCCCCUCGCGCGGCCACUCCUAGAGGCCUCCGUCCCACCCCCGCCGCGGUCCUCAGGCCUCAUUGGCCCUUUAUCUCCCCAGUAACCAGGCCACAACAGUGAGCUUGGAGAACCAAGGACAGGUCAGGCACUCCAGCAGGUAGGGACAGGGCUCGCUCCCCACAGCCGGCCGGGGUUUCCUUCUCCUCCGUGUCUCCUUCCCCCAAACAGCCACGCCUCAGAGAUACCGAGAGCCCAGGGGACCUGCCCCCGUGCCAGAGUCAGAGUGGAAACACAAGACAGAGAAUAUGAGAGGUGGGAGGUCGGGAGGGAUGUGGGGAGAGGCCUGAGAGGUGCUCCCCUACAACUCAUUGGAGGCAUUCUGGAGGCAUUGAGACUCAAAGAGAGGCCAGAGUUGGUUCCGGGGUCACCUUCCGAUUGCCUCGCGGUCCGUCCCCACCCUCCUUCCGGUGCCCUCCUGCUCUCUGUCUGAAGGGGUUCCUGUGUCGCCCCUACAGGAGCCCCCCCCCCCCCCCCCCCCCGACCUUAGGCCAAGAUGCCUUUGGGACUCUCUGCAGGGAGCACCCGCUCCGAGGAUGGAACCGAGGCCUUCCUGGAAGGAAUGGCGGAUUGGGAGCUGAGCCGACUGCGACGGCAGUGCAAAGUGAUGGAGGGAGAGAGGCGGGCUUACAGCAAGGAAGUCCACCAGCGCAUCAACAAGCAACUUGAGGAGAUCCAGCGCCUGGAGGGGGUGCGGGAUAAACUUCAGGUGCAGAUCCGCGUGGCCCAGAGCCAGGUCAAGCGGCUGCGGGACAGCGAGAGGCUGGAGAACACGGGUCAUCUGCUGAAGUGUCGGGUCCGGGUGCAGGCCGAGGUCAAGGAGCUACAGGAGCAGACCAGAGCCCUGGACAAGCAGAUCCAGGAGUGGGAGACCCGGAUCUUUAACCACAGUAAGGAUAUCAAGGCCCCGGGACUCGUCCUGGAUCAGAAGGUCAAGAUCCGGCGAAGGAUCAAGAUCCUAGAAGACCAGUUGGACAGGGUCACCUGUCGCUUUGACAUCCAGCUGGUGCGGAAUGCGGCCCUGCGGGAAGAGUUGGAUCUCCUGCGCAUUGAGAGGAACCGCUAUCUGAAUAUGGACCAUAAGCUGCAGAAGGAAAUCAGCGCCCUGCGACACACGGUCAGCGCCCUAAUGGUCUCUUCUGUGGCCGCCUACACCGUCAGGGAGGAGGCAAAGACCAAGCUGGGCCUGCUGCGGGAGAGGGCGGAUAAGGAGGUGGCCCAGAACGAGACGGAGCUGCAGACCCUGCGUCGGCACAUAGCGCACCUCGACCAGUUCCACCGCUUCCUCAAGCUCAAGAACGAUGAGCGGCAGCUGGACCCCGCCGUCGUGGACAAGCGCGAGAAGCGGGCCCGGGAGGUGGCCGAAGGCCUCCGGAAGACGUCCCAGGAGAAGCUGGUGCUGCACUGCGAAGAUGCCAUGAACAAACUGUCCCAGCUGACUGGGGAGAGCGACCCGGACGUGCUGGUGGAGAGGUACCUGGAGAGGGAGGGGCGCAACUUCGCGGAGUUCACCUUCAUCAACGAGCAGAACUCGGAACUGGAGCGCCUGCAGGAGGAGAUCAAGGAGUUGCAGGAGACCUUGGCGAGCACCCGCCAGAGCGAGGAUAACCUUCGCGAGCUACGAGAGCAGCAGCGAAGGGCCCUGCAGCAGCGAACCGACGAGGUGCGCGCGGAGGCCGACCAGGUGGAGGCCCGCUUCCAGGACCUUCGGGGACAGCUGGAGAAGCUCAAGGCCGACAUCCAGCAGCUCUUCACCAGGGCCCAGUGUGACAACACCAUCAUCAAGGACCUCCUGGGGGUCAAGACCCACAUGAGAGACCGGGACAUCAGCCUCUUCCUGGGCCUCAUCGAGAAGCGGCUGGUUGAUCUCUUGACGGUGCAGGCCUACGUAGACGUCCGGGUGGAGACCCCCACCCCCUCCAGCUUGGCUACCGCUGCCCUCCUGGUUCUGGGCCAGAGCCCCGAGGAUCUUCCAAAGAAGCUGGCCCCGCCGCAGCUCCCUGACAACCCGGACGACCUCCCAGGCUUCGAGGCCAAAGACGACUAUCCGAUGAGCAAGGAAGAGCUGCGCAGCCAAGUGACGCAGUUGCUCGAGGCGCAGGAGCAGCAAGAGAAGGAAUUAGCCGAGGCCUUGAGGAAGGUCAACAGCAACCUGAGCGUCUCCAGCCUCCCCAGCAUCCAGAGGGUCAGCUCGGGCUCACCCCUGACGACCGCCAAGAGCCCCAGCGGGGUCCCCGGGUCCAUCCUGAGCCAGAGGACUAGUGGCGUCCUGGCAUCCAGUGGAGACCGCACCACGAGCACCAACGUCGGCCGCGUCGCCUUGGGAGAACCCGGCUCCAGCACGGGCCGCGUGACCUUCGGUUCUGCCAGCGCCGUGGGGGCGCCCGUGUCCAGCCGGGGCUCGACUGGGGGCCGCGUGACCUUCAGAACCCCCAGCUCUAGUAGCUACCUGGGCUCCACCGGAUACUUGAGGUCCAGCGGAGGCCAGGACAGCCCCGCGGGUGCGGAGAGCAGGGGCACCGGGUCAGAGUCAAGCGCAGGCCCCGGGACCGGCACCAGCAAAGACUAGCGGCCCGCCCCCCGCCCCCCUCCUUGCCCUUGGCUCCCUGCAGGCCCUUCUCUGCCUUGAGAUUUCCCCGCGACCCUCCUGGUUCCAGGCCCUCUGUGAGUCUUUGCUCUGCAUCUGUCUGCCCCUGCCCUUCCCGUUGUCCCUGUGUCCAUCCGCUGGCUGUCGUCUGCUCAGCGAUGUCUCCUGGUCCCUUUCUCUCUUUCCAAACCCCGCCCCCCCAUUUCCCUUCCUGUCUCCCCAUUUCCUGUCGUCUUGGCUUCCCAUUCAGUGUGUGUUUCUGUCUCCUGUUCACAUCUCUGCCCCCAUCACUGCUGGUCCCCCGCCUCCCCUGUCCUGUGUCUGCUUCCCCACUUCUAAUUCCCUCUCCUGUCUCUACCUGCCGGGCUCUCCUUGUGCCUCAUGACCCUGUCUCUGCAGCUCCUCGUUCCUCGUCCUCCCCCCGGAGCCCCAAGACUGCCCCCCCCCCCCAGGACUGGGCAGCAGGGGAAGACUUGGAGGAAAGAUGUCAGGGUCAGCAUGAGCUGCGACCCUAGAAAAUAAAGGUCAGAGCCUGUUACCCCAGCCCAGUUACAAGUGUAUAUGUGGGCGACCAGGCUGGACACAUGGCGGUUCCCUUUACCUCUGGCCCAGGGGGAAAUGUAUGACCUUUGUCCCUACUCCCUGCAAUUCAUUCAUUCUUAUUUAUUUA